AUGAUAAACUUAUCCUGCAAUUUCAGGGGUAAUUCUACCACGAAUAUUAAGUGGUUCAUUCGGUUGGCUAGUAACGAUAAUAAUCAACACAUGCUGCUACCGCCUUUGAAGCUUUACAGGAGGAUUUUACGAUCACACAGGAACUUGUCACCGGUGCAGAAAUCUAUUGGUGAUUCGUAUGUCAAGAAUGAGUUCAGAUUACACAAAAAUAUCGAUAAUCCACUACAUAUCGUGGGAUUUCUUACUAGCUGGCAGGAUUACUGGCACAUCGUGAGUAAUGGAGAAUGGCAAGAGGGUACACUCUCACAACAAAAACUGGAAAAAAUGUCAAAGGAGCAAGUAGUGCAAUUGUAUGAGUUAAUGAAAGAAGCUCAACGACUUCAUGACACGGUGAAAACAAAUGACAACCCUCAAAAUGGAAAGUAG
Kazachstania africana CBS 2517 is the source of this 426-nucleotide messenger RNA. It is a transcript of the gene SDH7, whose product is annotated as Sdh7p. Lineage: Eukaryota; Fungi; Ascomycota; Saccharomycetes; Saccharomycetales; Saccharomycetaceae. Gene Ontology annotation, biological process: succinate metabolic process; mitochondrial respiratory chain complex II assembly. The record is from RefSeq and is a predicted model, not a curated record. The coding region runs from base 1 to 426 and encodes 141 amino acids. The transcript has a single exon. Gene Ontology annotation, cellular component: mitochondrion; mitochondrial intermembrane space.